This is a messenger RNA of Meleagris gallopavo (turkey), 4857 nucleotides long. RefSeq names its product claudin 16 (gene CLDN16). NCBI's taxonomy places the organism in Eukaryota, Metazoa, Chordata, Aves, Galliformes, Phasianidae. Gene Ontology annotation, cellular component: membrane; bicellular tight junction. The record is from RefSeq and is a predicted model, not a curated record. Gene Ontology annotation, molecular function: structural molecule activity.
UUUGUGGGAAGGCUCACUACAGCAUCCAGCAGAGAAGGAUGAAAAGUUUUGCAGUGGUCACCUUCUAAGGAUGGAAUUACAAAAUACAAAUGAGAUGAGGUAAAGCAGCACAGAGUCCUGCAAAGUCUGGCUUUUCAACGUGGGCAUUUUAUUCUUUGUGCAGCGUCUCCCAGAAGCACACGCUGAGGACUUCUCUGUAGUGUGACCUCUGAAGAAAAGAGUGAUUCUGGGAUCAGGGCAGAAAGCUGACUCUGGGAGUAAAACUGCUCCAUGAGGCUAUGAGAGGAAUUCUAUAGGCUACAUAUAUCAUUGCAAUAAUAAAUUUGUUAUUGCUCUUGUAUUUGGAAGGCGAUCCUGGAGCAAUGAAAGCAAGCUCUGAGCAGCUUUGUAAAAGUACCGCCUGGCUCCAUCUGCAGGCAGCUGAGAUGACAGCCACGCUCCGUUUGGAGGCAGGCCGCGCUGCUGAAAGCAGAGCAAGAAGCUGCUCCUCAGCCCUGCACAGAAGACUUGCCUACUGAGAAUGAAUCUCCGCUCCUUUAUGGUUUCUCUUUCCAAAAGUAAAGAUUGUUGAGUCUAUGCUGAUUUUCUGCACUUGGACCUUUGGAAUAGUCCCACUCCCCCUUGGUUUUCCUGGAAGGUUCCCUGGAGCUUGGCUGGAAAAGUUCAGGAUUCCCAUGUGUGACCUGCAGUGAAUGAACUGAUGAGCAGGGCAUGAGGAGUUUUGGGUUUGGCUCCACACCUGAGUUGGGGUGGUUGCUGGGAGCUGUUGGUAUUGGCUCUGGGGGUCCACAACUGCUGCCUGUUCCCUUCCCUUCCUAGUGAUGUUCCUGCAUCAAGCUCAGUCAUCGGGGCACUGGUGCCCCAUAGAGGAACAGAAGGUCCUGGGAAUUACACUUGUACACAUUAUAGCUUCUCAGAGCUCAGGCAUGAACAAGUAUGGAGGAAUAAAUGCUAACAUAUUGCAUGCAUGUACCCAUGGAUGCUCUUGAGUGUGACCGUAGCAGUGCUCAACACUUCUGCACUGCACAACAGCUUUUGAUUCUUUUUACAAAUUCCUGCUUUCCCAGUCCCUGCCAUCAUACUUUUCAUUUUUUCCCCUCAGAGGCCCAGGACUCCAGUUACCUGCGUGCCACUCCUGAUCAGCCCCAUUCCCUCCAGCCAGGCAUGACCAGCUCCAGCCAUGUGGGGCUGAUUGGUGGCAGCAACUCUAGGCUCCCUCCUCCCAUGCUUACUGUAGUCCAGCAUCGCUCCGGCAGCCAUUCUCCACGUGUGACAUCUACAGAAGGCAGGAAUUCCUUCUGCUCAUGGCCACUGGAACACACAGAGGCAAUCUGGGAUGCUGAGGCUCUGCCUUUUGCCCAGCUUUAAGAACAAGACUUGGGCACUGCUUUUGCCAUGCCGCUGGAUGUACCAACACCUGCUGGGAUGAGGUUUUUCCUGCAGUAUGCUGGCUGUUUUUUUGCUUUUUUCUCUACUGGCUUUUUGAUAGCAUCUACCUGGACAGACUGCUGGAUGGUGAACGCUGAUGAUUCCCUGGAGGUGAGUACAAAAUGCCGUGGUCUGUGGUGGGAAUGUGUCACAAAUGUUUUUGAUGGGAUCCAAACAUGUGACGAGUACGACUCCAUCUUCGCUGAGCACCCUGUGAAGCUGGUGCUGACCCGAGCCAUGAUGAUCACAGCAGACAUACUGGCAGGAUUUGGAUUUCUCUUCCUUGUCCUGGGUCUGGACUGUGUGAAAUUCCUUCCAGAUGAGCCACUUAUCAAGCUGCGCAUCUGCCUGGUGUCUGGAGUUACCUUGCUCAUUGCAGGUCUCCCAGGCAUCACGGGAUCAGUGUGGUAUGCCAUUGAUGUCUACGUGGAGCGCACCUCUUUGGUCUUCCACAACGUCUUUCUGGGCAUCCAGUACAAGUUUGGCUGGUCGUGCUGGCUCGGCAUGGCGGGAUCACUGGGCUGCUUCUUAUCUGGGUCCCUGCUCACCUGCUGCAUGUACCUCUUCAGAGAGACCAGCUCUGGAAGGCUCCACUCUGCAUACUCCCUGAGGAAAGGCUAUUCCUCUGCUGGGACGAUUGUAACAAAUGUGCACUUGCCAUCCUCACAAACAGCAACUGCCAAAAUGUAUGCCAUGGACACAAGAGUGUGAGAAGAAGGCAGAGACAUCAGAAGGAGCUCCACUUCAGUGGACUGUGCAGAGACUUGAGCUCCUACGGUUGUGGUGUAGAUGCAAAGUUGAAUUUUGAGGUGUGUUGUAUGCUGUGCUGUUUGCAUUAUGACAGCUUGAAAAAAAAAGAAAUCCUUCAAAAAAAUAACCUCCAAGAAGAUCUUGCUUUAGGGAUUCCUGAUGUCUUCAGUACUGAGGCUGCUUGCAUGAACACAGACUGAAAUCACCAACAAACUCUUUCAGCCUUUGGCUCAUCGCUACCAGUGUGAGUGAAAUAAAUCAGCUGCUCCCACAUCAGCCACCAGCUCUCAGCAUAAAGAACCUCAAACUGUAAGAUGGAUCCCAAUAGAUGGAAGUACGAGUUAUGUGUGAAGUGAUGAAUUCUUGGAUUACACCAAGAAGGCAUGGAGAGAUCUGGACACGAUAGGCAUUUCUGUUACUCCAGCUUCCUGAAGUAGUAGAGGAGAAGCAAUCCAGAAUCACCUGCUAAUGCAAAUAUACUUGCAGAUCUCAGACUGUUGAUUUCUCCUGUUCCCUUCCUGGAGUAUGUUGUAGCUGGGGAGACUUCUCAGCCUUUGUCCUGAUGGUCUUCAGCUUGUUUUAGGAUGGUGGGAGGUGUUUUGUGACUUGCAACACAUGGGUCAGGCCCAAGCAGUGGCUCAGAGGACACUUUGGGGCUGACCAUCUGUCCCUCCAGCUUUGUGCUCCUCUAGAUGUGCCAGUAAAACAUAUGCAUACCCCAAAUACUGGCUUAACUCAGGAUGCAAAUUCCUCAAAUAUACAUGUAUACAGAAAUUAUUACAUAAACAUUCACAAGACAUUUUUGCUUUCAGUGUGCAUGUAGUAUAAGGGUUAAUUCUGUUCUCUGCACGCUGUUAGCUUUGGAGGAUCCACCUCCUGCACAAGAGGGCUAAGUAAAGGUCACGGCAGCCUUCAGGUUAGCUAGGUUAAUGUUUUGUAACAACCAGUGCAACGCUGAGUUGCUUCAUUCAAAUCCUGUUGACAGUCUACAUGAUGUUUUGAUCAGUUGUUAAUAUGUAAUGGUUCAUGCACUGAUUGAUUGAACUCUGAAUCUGGUUUCAUGACUGCAGUGUGUAGUCCUCAUUAGUUCAUUGUCGUGCCUUGAUGCCAAUCUAUUUUAGUUUGGUCCUUUACUCAUUAGCAAUAAAUCCUCCAGGAAGAACAUAGGAUUUCAUUUCCCUUUCAAAAUCACAACCCAAGCCUAAGGACAUUGCAGCUUUCUCUCUGGAACAGAUCUGAAACUUACCACACAUACCAGCUGCUAAAGUUUUCAUCGUUCUGCCUGAUGCACCUAACAAGGGAAAAUAAAAGGAAGCUUCAGUCCAGUGUGUACAAACCACACGGGUUCCAGUGCUUGUCCAUCAGCACGAAGAAAUGCAUCACCAGUAAGCGCAUGACUGAGAACUUUUCCUCCAUCGAGGGAGCAAGAUCAGAAGUUUAGAUGGGAGCAGAAGCUGAUGAUAUGCAUGUGACUGGUUUGCCAUUCAACACCAGCACCCACCACCCGUGUUUUUGCUCUAAAAGCAGGGGAACAAAGAGCUGCUGUCUUCCCUUUUCACUCUGGGAAGGAAAGCCGUUGCUGGAAGCCUGCAGUGGGAGUGGGUGGGAAGCACAGAGAUACAUACACUCACCUCUCACCAGGCUCGCAGUCGGGCUCAGAGCCUGCUGGCUGAAAACAUACAUGGAAAUCAGAGAGGGCAAUUAAUACUUUUUGUUGUUGUUAUGUUUUAAGUCACUGUAAUGACCCACCUUGUCUUGGAGCGGGAAGUUGGAGUGAAGAGCAAUAGAAGUGCACCUGCAUGGGUGAAAUCGCUCCUCUCCCUGCUCCCAUCCCCGUGUGUCUGUGCUCUGAGCCUGUAUUGAAAUCAGUGGGUAAUCUCCCCAGCAGCUCGAUAAAUUCAAUAGUUUGAAGAUGAAAUCUAGACCAAGGGGAACGCACUUCCUUUUAUGUGAAAAGGGAAGGCUGAGAGCUGGGAGAGGAGCAGUAUCAGAGAUCUGCUUAUAGAGCUGGGCUCCAUUCUUCAGAAAUGUCAGCUGAAGAAUUUCCUGUGCCUAAUUACUGGUUUGCAACUAUUUUCCAGUAGCUAAUUGUGAAUGUAGCUGUAAAUUGGAGCCGUUGUGACUGGACAUGUGCUCUGCCUUGCAUUUUUCUAUUUCUGGAUAGUAGUAGUGCAUCAUUCCCAGAGUCAGGUUUCAGGUAUGUGUAUUCGCAAUUGCAAAUAUGUGAACCCGAAACUUGUUCUUCAGGUGUAUUUUCUACUCUCUGCUUAAGCAAGUUUACUUUUGCAAGCCUUGUUGACCUUAGCUUCAGUUUCAGAUUAUCUAGGCAAAAAGUAACCGGACUGGUUCAUCAGCAAGAUUAAACCCAAUUCAGUACAAUCUUCAGACAAUUCACAUUAGGUGUGUUACAAAACUUCAAGCUUUGCUACAAAAAAAACAAACAACAAACCCUUCAGAUCAGAUAUAGAAUUGCAACAACACCAGGAAAAAAUAAACAAGAUGGAAGAGUUAUGAUGUAUUUCUUGGAAAAAUGUAUUAACAUAAUUCAUAAAGCAUUGUAUUACUUGGAUUUCCAUCUUUAUAAGCCUGAAGGAUGCAGAGAUUUCUGUCUUUGAGUGAAGCUAGAAAGCUCUGUUGAGGAUUAGAAAUUUGUACCAAAUAUAUAUAUUUGAGAGGUUU